AUGAUCAGAGAUGUGGAGAGGAUUUGUUCUAGAUGUGCAACUUGUAAACAAUCCAAAUCUAAGGUUCAACCUCACGGUUUGUACACUCCUCUCCCUAUUCCAUCUCAUCCCUGGACUGAUAUAUCCAUGGAUUUUGUGCUUGGAUUGCCUAGGACUAGAACUGGAAAAGAUUCUAUCUUUGUGAUAGUUGAUAGGUUCUCAAAAAUGGCUCAUUUUGUGGCAUGUCGUAAAACUGAUGAUGCAUCUCAUGUAGCUGCUCUGUUCUUUAAAGAGAUUGUUAGAUUGCAUGGCAUGCCGCGCACCAUUGUUCUGAUCGUGAUACAAAGUUCCUGA
Molecule: messenger RNA, 333 nt
Organism: Microthlaspi erraticum
Lineage: Eukaryota; Viridiplantae; Streptophyta; Magnoliopsida; Brassicales; Brassicaceae
Source: the annotation of a GenBank genome assembly